Messenger RNA from Anarrhichthys ocellatus (wolf-eel), 2647 nucleotides. It is a transcript of the gene loxl2b, whose product is annotated as lysyl oxidase-like 2b. The record is from RefSeq and is a predicted model, not a curated record. The coding region runs from base 19 to 2340 and encodes 773 amino acids. Gene Ontology annotation, biological process: collagen fibril organization; peptidyl-lysine oxidation. The transcript is spliced from 14 exons. Gene Ontology annotation, molecular function: copper ion binding; protein-lysine 6-oxidase activity. Gene Ontology annotation, cellular component: membrane. Lineage: Eukaryota; Metazoa; Chordata; Actinopteri; Perciformes; Anarhichadidae.
AGAGAAGGGGAGAAGCAGAUGACUUCAGGUUUUUGUUCUGCAGCCUGCAAAAAAAAUCGCAGCCCGAGGAGGGACACGGAAAUUCCGGUCAAAAUGCCGACCACCCUGUGUCCGCCCUGCUGCACUGUCGUUCUGUUAGUGCUAAUACAGCUGGCUCUUGCCCAGUACGAACACCUCGGCUACCCGCCGGGCUUCCCUGACCCGGAACAGGAGCAGUACAGCGCCCCCCAGCUGACGCCGGACACGCCCAGGAUCCAGCUCCGCUUGGCGGGGGACAAGAGGAAACACAACGAGGGUCGCGUGGAGGUUUUCUACAACGCUGAAUGGGGCACUGUCUGUGAUGACGACUUCACUAUCCACGCCGCUCAGGUGGUGUGCAGGGAGCUGGGCUACCUGGAAGCCACCUCAUGGUCACCUUCUUCAAAAUAUGGGAAAGGACAAGGACCCAUCUGGUUCGACAAUCUCCACUGCACAGGCAAAGAAAAGACCUUGGCACUGUGUCCCUCCAAUGGAAUCGGCGUUUCAGACUGCAAACACAGUGAAGACGUGGGCGUGGUGUGCAGCGACAAGAGAAUACCGGGUUUUAAAUUUGUUAACACCCUCCCCAACCAUGUCGAGAACCUUGAUAUUCAAGUGGAGGACGCGCGCAUACGAGCCAUCCUGUCGUCCUACCGUAAGCGGAUCCCUGUGACAGAAGGCUACGUGGAGGUCAAGGAUGGCGGUAAAUGGAAGCAGAUCUGUAACACAGAGUGGACGCAGCAUAACGGCAGAGUCAUCUGCGGCAUGUUUGGCUUCCCCGGGGAGAGGAAGUACAACGCCAGAGUUUACAAGAUGUUUGCUCGCCGGAGAAAGCCCAUGUACUGGGACUACGCUGUGAACUGCACUGGCAAUGAAGCCCAUUUGUCCAGCUGUAAACUGGGCCAGGUUACAUCAAUGAAGUCCAAUGAGACCUGUCCUGAAGGGUUGCCUGUGGUGGUGAGCUGCGUGCCCGGCAAAGACUUUGCCCCGACGCCCAUGACGGGAUUCAGGAAGGCCUUCAGACAAGAGCAACCGCUGGUUCGUCUUCGUGGUGGGGCCAUCGUAGGCGAGGGUCGAGUGGAGGUGUUGAAAAAUGGAGAGUGGGGCACCAUAUGUGAUGAUAACUGGAACUUGCAGUCUGCCACUGUGGUGUGUCGAGAGCUGGGCUUCGGUACGGCCAUAGAGUCUCUGUCCGGAGGUCGCCUGGGACAAGGUAUGGGCCCGGUCCAUAUGAACGAGGUGGAGUGCUCUGGAUUUGAGAAGUCCAUCACAGAGUGUUUCUUCAACAAGGAGGCUCUCGGUUGCAGCCAUGAGGAGGAUGCAGCCAUCAGAUGUAAUGUUCCUGCUAUGGGCUUCCAACAGUCGCUGCGUCUGAGCGGAGGCCGUAACCCCUAUGAGGGCCGCGUGGAGGUGCUGGUGGAGAGGAACGGUUCUCUGGUGUGGGGGACGGUGUGCAGUGACAGCUGGGGAACCAUGGAGGCCAUGGUGGUCUGCAGGCAGCUGGGCCUGGGCUUCGCCAGCAGCGCUUUCCAGGAGACUUGGUAUUGGCCGGGAGAGGUGAGUGCCGACUCUGUGGUAAUGAGUGGCGUUCGCUGCUCUGGUACGGAGAUGUCUCUGUCCCACUGCCUGCACCAUGGGGCUCACCUCAGCUGCGCUAAAGGAGGCGGACGCAACGGCGCCGGAGUUUCCUGCUCUGAGACGGCUCCUGACCUGGUGUUGAACCCUCAGGUGGUGGAGCAGACCACCUACAUGGAGGACAGGCCCAUGUUCAUGCUGCAGUGUGCGUAUGAGGAGAACUGUCUCUCCUCCACCUCCAGCCAGGCGCCGGCCAACACCUACCGCCGCCUGCUUCGCUUCUCCUCCCAGAUCCACAACAACGGCCACUCUGACUUCCGGCCCAAAGCUGGCAGACAUUCCUGGGUGUGGCACGACUGUCACAGGCAUUAUCACAGCAUGGAGGUGUUUACACUCUAUGACCUGUUCACCCUCAAUGGAACCAAAGUGGCAGAAGGACACAAAGCAAGUUUUUGCCUGGAGGACUCAGAGUGUGAUGAAGGUAUUGAAAAGAGGUAUGAGUGUGCUAACUUUGGAGAGCAGGGUAUCACUGUGGGCUGCUGGGAUACCUACAGGCACGACAUCGACUGCCAGUGGAUCGACAUAACUGAACUCAAACCUGGAGAUUACAUUUUCCAGAUAGUAAUUAAUCCAAACUAUGAGGUACCAGAGUCAGACUACACCAACAACAUCAUGAAAUGCAGAUGUCGAUAUGAUGGCCAUCGUGUGUGGAUGUACAGCUGCCAUAAUGAGAUAUUAAUGAACUGACCAUGAUAACCAGCUAGCCCAGGCCCGUCCCGUCUUGUUACACCACUUGUGCCCCAAGAGGUGAUGAGUCACUGUCCUCAGUCCAACCUGAGAGGACUUAGAAAUAGAGAUGCUCCGAGAGCUGGUCAAUCACGUGGAAAGUACAGCGUGUGUGUACGUUUCAAUAGUUUGGUUAUUGGAUUAAAUCGAAAGUGGCAGAAACAACAAAAUGUCUCGUAUUUUGUGUGUUCGUCCUCCCCUAAAUUUAGAUUAUAUGGAGUCAGUAGUAGAGGUGAAAUGCUGCCCCCUAUUUGUUUUGAGCAUGUGG